ACCACAAAGUCAAUGCUUCUCCUCGUCAUUUUCUCUCCUUUGCUUGUCUUGUGUUCCUUCAUCUGCUUCUCCCUGUCUUCCUUCUGUUAGCACCCUUCUAGCUUCGUUACCACCCGAUGUCUCCCUCCCCAGCCCUCAAGGAGAGCCGGCCACGCCCUCUAACCCCACGCCCUGUAAGUUGUCUGGGCCUGCUUGCCUGCCGCCAGGGGGCGCACUUUGCGCGCGAGUACCUACAGCUGCACGACGGAGGGCUGCUGGCCCUGGACUGGGCGGUGGGCAGUCAGUACGUCUCGCCUGCUCACCCGCUGCUGCUGCUGCUGCCGGACCUGACAGGAAGUGCCGUGCAGCUGUCGGCGCUGUGCUGCCAGGCCUUGACCUUGGGGAUGAGGGCAGUCGUGAUCAACAGACGCGGACAGGCGGGUAGCAUUGUCAGCACCCCAAAGCUACCUGGUUAUGGAGACACCUCUGACCUCCGUGAGGUCAUUGGGUACCUGCAACGCACCCACCAGAGAGCCGCCCUUUGCGCUGUCGGGGUGGGGACCGGGGGAGACGCGCUUCUGUCUUACCUGGGGCAGUUCGGCUCUUCCGCCAGGCUCUCGGCCGCCGUGUGCAUCUCCCCAUCAUACAACGCGGCUGACACGCUCCACGGCCUCCCCACACCCUACCUGCAGCUCUACCUGUCCCACCUGAAACAGGCGGUGCUCAGCAACGCCCAGGUGUUCGGGCCCCUGGUGCAGCGGGCGCGAGGCGCGUGGUCCGUGAAGGAGUUCGACCAGAAAGUGGUCAGCACGUGCGCCGGUUACAAUGACCUGGAGGACUUUUGGGAGGACAACGAACCGCUGCGGGAGGCCGACGAGGUCAGCGCCCCCGUGCUGUGCGUGUCCAGCCUCGACGACCCGGUGUGUCGCCCCCAGCACAUCCCCUACGACCUCUUCCGCGCGCUGCCCAACUUCUUCCUGCUGACUCUGCCCCACGGGGGCCACGCGGGCUUCCGACAGGGGCUGGGCGGCCUGUCCUGGGCCGAAGCCGCCGCCAUGGACUUUGUGCAGGCCAUGCUCAGCUUUCAGCCAUGCACGUGCUACGUGGCCAACGGCGUUCACGUGGCCACGCAGACCAACGACUUGCUGGACUGGACGCCGGACCCCCUGACCCUCGACCUAAUGACCUUAGAGCCUGAAGACACGAGUCGACUUCCUCGGACGCUGCCUGCGGAGUCGCACGGGUGACGUGCGUGCUGGUGACGUGAGGCUGUGUGACGUGACUGCUUCAGCAGCGUGCUGUGACCUGCCUGUGACCUCACACUAACUUGGAGGUAACGGAGGGGUGAGUACCCGGAUUAUUUGGGACUCCCCCCACCCUGAGUACGGUGCGCCAUACCCUGAGAGACCUUCACUUGUGACCCCGACGCCCACCACCUGGACAAGAAGAGGGACAGGAUGGACACGCAGGACCUGCCACAUAGACUGCAGUGGUCACGUGACGGGACGCCAGGACCUUGACUGUGAUGGCGACAAGCAAGUCAUUGACCUCUGUGUCACUGUCAUGUCACGAAGUUGUAUGUCAUAUGUUAAUUGGAGGUGUAGAGGAUGUUGACAGACGACUUCCUACUUCUGGGAGGAGCCUGCUGCCUCGCUCUGGUGGUCAAGGUCGUCAGAAAGGUCUUGAGGUCAAGGUCGUCAACAUCGAGAAGAAGGAGACGAAUGAGAACAGGUGUGACACUGUAGGGAGUCUGUGUGUGAGUGUCAGCUAGGAUG
This is a messenger RNA of Pomacea canaliculata, 1754 nucleotides long. Its product is annotated as protein ABHD15-like. The record is from RefSeq and is a predicted model, not a curated record. The transcript has a single exon. Gene Ontology annotation, molecular function: monoacylglycerol lipase activity; short-chain carboxylesterase activity. Lineage: Eukaryota; Metazoa; Mollusca; Gastropoda; Architaenioglossa; Ampullariidae. Bases 117 to 1226 code for a protein of 369 amino acids.